Messenger RNA from Diabrotica balteata, 2283 nucleotides. NCBI's taxonomy places the organism in Eukaryota, Metazoa, Arthropoda, Insecta, Coleoptera, Chrysomelidae. The record is from the annotation of a GenBank genome assembly.
GGUCGAUGUCGAUAUUGAACGUCAACUGUCACACUGAAUGUGACGUGUGCUGUUUAUUUAUAUUUUAAUCUUUAAAUUACCUAAGAUCUAAGAUGAUUCCUAUUGUAUAAAAAAUAAAUAACACAGCAUAGAUAGAUUCUCAAAUAUGGACCCUAGUGAAGAUAUGUGCAAAAGUCUCGCCAAAUGGUUACAAAAAAUCGUUCCCAAUAAAACAAGGUCCAUUCCUGAAAUAUGUGAUGGGGUUGGAAUGGUGGAUGCUCUACUUCAAAUCUCACCUGAGCAUUUUAGUAAACUUGAAUCAAAAAUUAAGAGGGACGUUGGAGCAAACAACUGGCGUUUAAGAAUAAGCAAUUUAAAAAAGAUUGUGGAAGCUGUGAUAGAAUUUUACCAAGAUGUUCUUACACUACAAGUAUUAGAUAUAGGAGUUCCUGAUGUCAAUCAGAUCGGGGAAAAUAACGAUCCUGUUCAGUUAGCAAAACUUUUGAGAUUAAUUUUGGGUUGUGCAAUAAAUUGUGAGAGAAAACAAGAAUAUAUUACUAUGAUCAUGGAAAUGGAAGAAUCUAUUCAGCAAAAUAUUAUGCAGGCAAUUCAACAACUUGACGAGGUUACAGGAGGACAAGGCCGUUCAGGUUUGAGUCUAUUAAUUUUAGAUAGUGAUACAAGAGUUAUGAAGCUAGUCAGUGACUUGGAAUCAUCAAAUAAGUCAAGAGAAGCUCUAACACAACAAGUAGAAACUUUGGAACAACAAAUACAAACUCUUUUAGAUGAAAAGAGGUUGCUGCAUGAACAAAACCAGAUGUUAAUUGAAAAGGAGGCUAAAAAUCCCCAAGAAAACAUAAGGAAGCAAUUAGAAUCCCUAAAGGAUGAGCUCUUUAAAUCUGAAGUGAUAAGGGAAGACUUUAAAGGAAAACUUUUUGAACAAGAGAAACAAAUUCUUACCUAUCAAGAAAAGAUCAACGAACUUCAAAUAACUGCUAAUGAAUCAGCUAAAUUGAAAGAUGAAAUAGAUGCUUUAACAGAAUCUGCAGGAAAGGUUGUGGAUCUAGAAUUAACAGUGGCAUCAUAUAAAAAACGCCUGGAAAACUACCAGGAUAUAAAGAGAAAUCUACAAAAGCUAGAAGAAAAACAAAUGGAAUACAUCCAGAAAAAUAUGGAACUUGAAGAAGAAUUGUCAAAAAACAGUACUUGGAAAGCACAAUGUGAGGUGUAUAAAAACCAAAUAGUAGAAUUACAACAAAAGCUUGAUGAAGAAGCUCAAAAAGCUGACAAAGCUACAUUUAACUUGGAUAAAAUUAAAGCCAAAUUAAUUAGUUUACAAGGAGAAAAGGAAAGAUUGAUUCUAGAAAGAGAUACUUUAAAAGAAGAAAAUGAAGAAUUAAAGCUUGGUCCAAGGGAAAGUGGAGCAGCUGUUUCCCAAGAACUUACCCCAACAGAAAUGGAGAAAAGACUUAAGCUUAUGGAAAAAGAAAAUAAAACACUUAGAAGUUCUAGUCAAGAAAUGGAAUCAAAACAACUACAACUUGACAGUGCUCUUAAUAGGAUUGAGAAACUUCAACAAAAAAAUCGAACACUAAAUCAGACAGUAUUAAAAUUAGAAGCACAAGUCGAAGAGCUUAAAACACAGCAAUCAGAAAUUCAAGGAACUUCUAGUGGCAGUUCAAUAGUCAAAGAGUAUAGGCAAAAAAUACUUGCCUACCAGGAAGCAUUAGCAUCUAAAGACAAUGAAUUACAAUCUUUACAAACUAGAUACAACAGAAAUGUCGGAAGAGCUCGUGAAGUAGCACAACAACUUGAAUUCAAAUCGAAUGGCGAUUCUGAGAAUGCUUCACUAAGGCAACCUACCAUGAAAGAACUGGAAGAGCGGUUGAUUACUGCUGCUUUUAAUAAACUAAGUCUGAAUUACCACAGAGAAAGUAUGGAUGAGAGAUUAAGCGUUUUACAUGGAGGACAAGGACAAUCUUUCUUAUCGAGACAAAGGCAGCCUACUCCGAGAAAACCCGUACAGAGAUUUAAACCUAAAUAAGAAAAUUACGUUAGUCUAUUGAGUGAAAAUAAUUUAUUUUAUUCUAGUUAUGCACGAGUUGUAAAGAUUUUUAUUUAUUUUAGAUUUUAGUGGGAAAGAAUGUUAUUCCCAACUAUUUUUAUUACAUAUAUAUAUAUAUAUAUAUAUAUAUAUAUAUAUAUAUAUAUAUAUAUAUAUAUACAUUGCUGUUCAAGAAGUAUAAUGACAAAACCAUAAAAUUUUUUAAACAGACUUUAUUGUGUUUGAAGGAUCAAAACUGC